UACAUAUCAGAAUGUUCCCCAAGAAGAAGGCCUUCUUGGGGAUUCGCCGGAGCAACAACAAUUCUACGCAUCAGCACAUGCUACUACUGGCGUCGGAAUCCUGCCGAGUCCGUCCGAUUCCGAAAUAUCUUCUAAUGCUUCAUCGAUGAAUGAUGUGAACAUUGCUGAUGGCCGUGUCAUCGAAGCACGGCAAACCGGCACACCACAGUUCCCACGGCAUUCCGGCACCGUGCACUUGUGGCACUUCAUAAGAGAACUGCUUGAUCAUCCAAAACAGUACAGCUCGUGUGUUAGAUGGGUUGACAGACAAGAAGGGACUUUCAAGAUCGAAUCAUCGCAUCAUUUAGCGCGUUUUUGGGGCCAACGAAAAAAUCGUGCUCAGAUGAACUAUGACAAAUUAUCGCGAUCUUUGCGGCAGUACUACAAAAAAGGUAUCAUCCAAAAGCCGGAAAAAAAGCAGCGCCUUGUGUAUAAGUUUUUACCGCCGUAUAAUCUUUGA
Gongylonema pulchrum is the source of this 499-nucleotide messenger RNA. The record is from the annotation of a GenBank genome assembly. Lineage: Eukaryota; Metazoa; Nematoda; Chromadorea; Rhabditida; Gongylonematidae.